AUGGCAUCAAAACAAGAACGACAUACAAAUGUUGUUUCUCCGAAAAAUGAAGUACAAAAUCCAGAAGAAGGUCUUGGUGCAUGUGGUAUGGUUCUUGUUGCAUUAUGUUAUAUACUUUGUGCAAUAACAUUUCCAUUUUCACUUUUUCUUGGUUUAAAAGUUAUAAAAGAAUAUGAACGAGCAGUUAUUCUACGUCUUGGUCGAACUAUUACUAUGGGUAUCAAAGGUCCUGGUUUACUCUUUGUUUUACCAUGUGUUGAUUCAAUAAAUAAAGUCGAUUUACGAACUAUUACUUUUGAUGUUCCUCCUCAAGAAAUUCUUACACGAGACUCAGUGACAGUUUCAGUCGAUGCUGUUGUUUAUUUUCGAAUAUAUAAUCCAAUCAUAAGCGUAACCAAUGUUGCAAAUCCACAUAUUUCAACACAAUUACUUGCAGCUACAACACUUCGUAAUAUUUUAGGUACAAAAACUUUACAAGAAAUUUUAACUGAUCGUGAAAAUAUUUCACAUUUAAUGCAAACUCAUCUUGAUGAAGGAACUGAUCCAUGGGGAGUGAAAGUUGAACGUGUUGAAAUCACAGAUGUUCGAUUGCCUGUCAAUAUGCAACGUAGUAUGGCUGCGGAAGCUGAAGCUGCUCAAGAAGCUCAUGCGAGAAUCAUUGCAGCUGAAGGAGAAAAAAAAGCAUCACGAUCAUUAAAAGAAGCUGCUGAUAUACUUAAUGAAAGUCCAAUUGCAUUACAGUUACGUUACUUUCAAACAUUAACACAUAUAUCAGCUGAAAAAAAUUCAACAAUCAUUUUUCCAAUACCUAGUAAAUGA
Rotaria sp. Silwood1 is the source of this 819-nucleotide messenger RNA. NCBI's taxonomy places the organism in Eukaryota, Metazoa, Rotifera, Eurotatoria, Philodinida, Philodinidae. The record is from the annotation of a GenBank genome assembly.